Cordyceps militaris CM01 is the source of this 4368-nucleotide messenger RNA. RefSeq names its product NACHT and TPR domain protein. The record is from RefSeq and is a predicted model, not a curated record. NCBI's taxonomy places the organism in Eukaryota, Fungi, Ascomycota, Sordariomycetes, Hypocreales, Cordycipitaceae. The transcript has 3 exons. The coding region runs from base 1 to 4368 and encodes 1455 amino acids. Gene Ontology annotation, molecular function: protein binding.
AUGGACGCCCGGUUCGUGGCCAUUGCCACAGACGCUGCCAAACGAUACUCGGAGUCCUCAAAAACUAAUAUACAGCUCGACGACUACCUCACGCCCAAAAUCAAGACUGUCGACGAGCUCAUCAAGCAAGUCGAGCUUCAAAAUGCCCAGUUUGCAGAGUUUCGCGCCAAACGGCAUGCCGUCUUUGGUGCCAUGGCCGCGGCCAUGAAGCCCAUCGAGGUCAUUGGAGAGAUAGUUGCUGGGGCUGCCGAAGAGGUCUUCCCCCCAGCCCAAAACAUAUUUAGCGCCGUCGUCUAUCUCAUCAAGGCCGCAAAAGAUACCAGUGCCAUGUACGAUGGCAUCAUUGAACUGUUUGAGCAACUACAGGAUUUUACUUCCCGUUUAAACAUCUACAUUCAGCACAAACUGUCUGCGUCGCUCAAAGAAAAACUGACAAGCAUCCUGGCCACCUUGUUCCAGGUGUUGGUUAUUUCCACGCAAGAAGUUCGUCGUGGCAGAUUCAAGGCCUACUUCAAGCGACUUUUUGGUAUGGGCAGCCCUAUCAAGGAAGCCUUGGAAAAAUUGCAGUCUCUUACUGCUGGGGAAGAGAAAUUGGUCCUGGCCGAAACCUAUAGUGGUGUCUCACAGCUCCAUGACACAACCGAGAGGGUAGAGAACCUCGUCAAUCUUGUCAAUGAAAACGUUCGGAACCUCCGGCUCGACCAUCUUGGUCAAAUUGACCUCAUCCAAAGAGACAAGCUCAAAGCUGUGUUGGAGCCGUCGCCAUUUGCCGAGGACUUCUAUUCGGCCUUUACAAAAUCCAGGGUCGUAGGUACCGGCGACUGGAUUCUCAACGAUGAAACACUACAAUCUUGGAUCAAGGGCGAGAAACAGUACCUCUGGAUCUGCGGAAGUCCAGGAACUGGAAAGUCGUUCCUCACAGCACGCCUCAUUUCAUGGGGCAUCGAGAGCCUGGGAAAUAUGGCCUACUUCUUCUUCCGAGAGAACAAUCCCGAGACCAAAUCCGUUAUACAGGCAAUUCGAGAUGUUGCCUAUCAAAUGAGUGAAUGCGAUGCAUCCUAUGCCAAGGCUCUGAUGAGCAGCCUGCAGAGCUCCGAUGAGAUCAAAACUGUAGCGAGCGCCUUUCGUCGCUUGCUUGUACAGCCUCUUCAAAACCCAGAACGAACCACGCCGACAUAUAUUUUCCUAGACGGAAUCGACGAAGCGUAUCACGAAGAGAUCGAUCAGCUAUUGUUUCAGCUCGCACCUGCUGAGAACAUGGAUGACGAACCGGAUUCAAACAUUCGAGUCGCUCUUAUAGGGCGAUCAUACAUGACGGAAAAUGUCGCGAACAAGUUGGACCCCCAGGGAACUGGCAAUGUUUUCAGCACAAUACAGAUCACUACAGAUCGAAGCGCCCGCGACGUUGCUGCAUAUAUUGCCAAUGGAGUGGCGCAAUCUCGAAUAUUGGCCCGCACCUCUGCCGCCUUCAGAGACGAGGUCAUUCUGACAAUGGAACUACAGGUAGACGGCCUUUUCAUUCUCGCAAAGUUCAUGCUCGCCGAGGUAAAUCGCAAGCGCCACCCAAGAUCCAUCCAGAAGAGUCUGGAAACGUUUCCCAAAGAGAUCGACGGCAUGCUAUUGCGAACGCUUGAGAGUCUCUCCGAAGCAAUUUCCCAGGAGGAAGCGGAAGAUCUCAACGAAAUGCUGCGUUGGAUCGUCUGUGCAGAGGAGGCCUUGUCGUUGGAGCAACUUGAAGCCGUUCUCAUCUUACAAUUUGGGGACCCGCCAUUCCGCCUCGAAGAGACCCUACGAGGUCAAUACGGCUGCUUCUUUGAGCUGGAAAGAGAAGAUGGACUUACAACCGACGACCUCAUCAAAGACUUUGAGCGAAAGCAGCGUAUUGCCAGGAGGGACGCUAGCCCGGCAUCUAGGUCUAGUUCCGAUAGACGUCCCAGCCUGAGCGAAGCCAUCGGGAUCGGAACUGCUCUGAGCCCGAAAGGUCAUGCCGAAGCGAUGCGCCGGUUAAGCAUGUCCUCGGGCACGAGCUCUCCACACAGCCCCACGCGGAGCAUUGACUUGGCUGUUACUUCCAGUGAAAUGGAAUACCGAUCCAAGAAGUCUACUACUUCUGUGAGCUUCUUCCAUAGUACGGUUCGCGAAUUUUUCAGAAACUUUUCGACAAAUAUUGCCAAUGCCCCCUUCGAAUCAGCCAUCACUUUCAACAAUGUGGAAGCACGGCUGCACAUUGUGAAAACGUGUUUGCGAAUAUUCUCCAAUACCAAAUGGUUUGAAGGGUUCAAUCUCGGCCCAGGAAAAGCCGCCAUAAAGCAGUAUGCUGCAUGGUACUGGCAAGAGCACCUCGCCGCGUUGGACCCAAGUGCCGUCAGUAUCAGCGACAAGAAGGAACUGGGGCCGCAAAUUGUCGCCAUGCUUCUAGAUGAAGCGACCAUUGACUCAUGGACUCUUCUCUACCUGAAGAAUAACGAAGGUCUGGAGGUUUUGAAUGAGCAAAACUUCACCGAUAUAUUGCGCUGGUUUGUCGACCCCGAUGUCGUCGCGUGUUUGGCUGGCCCCGCGAAAGAAUUUGCCUUGUCACUGGCAAAAGAUCCGUCCAAGAUUACCGAGCCUAUUGGCCGUCGAUAUGCGGAAGCUUGGUUGUGUGCAGAUUUCGAAGGCUACAUUCCGACCGUCUUUUGCUUCGACAUUGUACAGAGCGCCGCGCUCAUGUCCUCUGGCGACAAGAGUUCCGGAACAGAUGAGCACUGGCUCGAAAGUUCCCUCGAUGACAGAAUUGCAAAAGCGUCCGCGUGGGCCGGUUAUCCCGAAACAGGAGUGUGGCACAGAAGAAUUGGAAGCACGUACUUGACCCUGGGAAGACAUGACGACGCCCUCGCGCAUUAUAACAAAGCACUGGAGAUGGACAACAACAAAUUAUUCACAUACGGAAGAAUCGCCUAUUGCCUGUCCAAAGAUGGACGUUACAGUGAAGCUCUCGACAUGGCGCUGGAAUGCGUGGUCCUCGAAGAGAAAGCAGCUGUUGAUGGUACAUUCACCGCAGAUGCAAGUCAACGCAGCAAAUGGAGGCUGUACAAGGACUACUAUCUCAUAGCACAAUGCUACUAUCACACAUUCCAAGUCGACGAGUCUCUGAAAUACUACCUCAAAGCCAUUGAAACUGCCACGGCUGUUAAGCUCAACCCGUCGGAACAGUUUCAAUCGGAAAUCGGUUACUUGGAAACUCUUUACAAUGAGAACAUGCACCCAGAAAUGAUGCAGCUCGUGGAGCAGCUGUCUCUGCAAAUCGCCAAGAAGACAAAGGGCGACUGUCGCUUGGUGGAAAUGUUCUUUGCGCAGGCCAACAAGCGCCUGGUUCUCGACUGGAUUCCAAAAGCCGCUGGCACAACAGGAAAGACGGAAAGCCUGCUGGAACUUUUGCGAAUGUCGAUGGAGACUGCGCACGACCUGCGCGAUCCAGUCAUCUUGUUGUACUUGCGUCUUGCCUAUGGAGCUGUGUGCACAUACGGCCAUUUAAUAGACCGCGCUACAGAAAUGUUUGAAACGAUUUCUCUUGUCGAGUACCGCCCGAGAGGAACCAUUACAAUUCGGCAAGCGCACGCCAUCUCCUUUCAACGUCUGGCGGCUUUGUACAAGAGGCAACUCUUGCACGCGGGGAUACACUCGGCUGCCUCUGCAGGAUUCGUUGCGCAACUGGAAGAAGUGCGCUGCCAGCAAGAUCUGCACCAAAGCACAGACACACCCAUGAAUGUCCGGGGCUCCGAUAUUAACAUGGCCGCAAUCUACCUUGGGCUUCAUCAGCGCCUUAUAGGAAAUACAAAAGCCGCGCAAAAAUUACUGAAGCCCUUGGUUCUGGAAAGUCUGGAUCUACUUGCUGAUUCAGAGCCCGAGAACGAUGUCUAUGCCUUGGACAACCUGCUCUGGCUUAUGACUGCAGCCGGGGAUGUCAACAGAGCCGUGGCUUUGGGCCAAUCGAUGCGCCGCGUCAAUCCCAAUGCGUCCAUGGUGACUACACAGAGCGAAUCUCCUAUUUUACAAAGACUGGAGCCCAAACUGCCGGAUAUUCAGUUAUCUGACCGGAGCUGUGCUCAGUGUCUGCAUAACAUCCCAAGCAGCGAUGACUUUUCCAUCUGCCUGUACUGUAUGGAGUGUUUCUGCAUGCGCUGCAUUAAGAGUGUAAUCAAAGUGUCCGGAAACGAAACAAGCGACAACCUCAGCAAGGUCGUCUGUCGCAGCGACCACGAAUGGUUUGUUGUGCCGCCACUGAACCGCACACUACACACGGGUGAGAUUUUGCAGGGUACGGACAUACACUUUUUCGGUGACUGGGAGGCGGCAUUGCGAAAGGAGUGGAUGGCGAAGGGUGUUUGA